AGAGGCUGCCCUGGCCUCAGAGGGUGGAUGAAGUGGGGCCUGGGAGCAGCUCAACCCACCCCGCAGGCUGACUGGCACUGAAGGGUCUGGCGCCCCAGGCCUGGAGAACUGGGCGGGGCUAAAAUCGCGGAAGAAAUCUCGGAUCUGCGACCCCGGGGUCCAGUAGUGUGUCCAGGGAAAGGAGCCAGGCCUGACAGCCCGCCAGAUUCUACGCAGCAGGGAAACCUCAACUAGCUCCGGGGAUCCCACCGCUCCAGACACCGCUUCUCCUAGACAACCUCACCUGAGGCCACACCCCCACCGCCUACUGCCUGCUGGGACUUGUAGUCCAUAGGAGCGAGCCAGACGCCCGAUGUGCCCGCAUGUAUUGACAAAAGCAGGGUACGGGAGGUUGUAUUCUUGGUCUGAGGAAGGGCUUCUGAUCUGGAUGCAGCAUGUACACACCCGUCCCCCACAGCGGCUCCCCGUUCCCAGCCUCUGUGCAGGCUCCUGGCCUGCACAUAUGGCGAGUGGAGAAGCUGAAGCCAGUGCCUGUGGCCCCCGAGAACCAGGGCGUCUUCUUCUCUGGGGACUCCUACCUGGUGUUGCACAACGGCCCAGAAGAGCUCUCGCACCUGCACCUGUGGAUAGGCCAGCAGUCGUCCCGCGAUGAGCAGGGAGCCUGCGCCGUGCUGGCUGUGCACCUCAACACACUGCUUGGGGAGCGGCCUGUGCAGCACCGCGAGGUGCAGGGCAACGAGUCCGACCUCUUCAUGAGCUACUUCCCGAGGGGCCUCAAAUACCAGGAGGGUGGAGUGGAGUCUGCCUUUCACAAGACCUCUCCAGGGACAGCCCCGACUGCCAUCAAGAAACUUUACCAGGUGAAGGGGAAGAAGAACAUCCGGGCCACUGAGCGAGCGCUGAGCUGGGGCAGCUUCAACACUGGGGACUGCUUCAUCCUGGACCUGGGCCAGACCAUCUUCGCUUGGUGCGGGGGGAAGUCCAACAUCCUGGAGCGCAACAAGGCGAGGGACCUGGCCCUGGCCAUCCGGGACAGUGAGCGGCAGGGCAAGGCCCAGGUGGAGAUCGUCACCGAUGGGGAGGAGCCUGGCGAGAUGAUCCAGGUUCUGGGCCCCAAGCCUACUCUGAAGGAGGGCAACCCCGAGGAGGACCUCACAGCUGACCAGACCAAUGCCCAGGCCGCAGCUCUGUACAAGGUCUCUGAUGCCACCGGACAGAUGAACCUGACCAAGGUGGCCGACGCCAGCCCCUUUGCUCCCGAGCUGCUGAUUCCUGAUGACUGCUUCGUGCUGGACAAUGGGCUCUGUGGCAAGAUCUACAUCUGGAAGGGGCGAAAAGCUAAUGAAAAGGAGCGGCAGGCAGCCCUCCGGGUGGCCGAGGACUUCAUCUCCCGUAUGCAGUAUGCCUCCAACACUCAGGUAGAGAUUCUUCCCCAGGGCCGAGAGAGUCCCAUCUUCAAGCAGUUCUUCAAGGACUGGAAGUGAGGAUGGACGCCGCCCUGUCCUGCUUUCCUGCCUGCCUCCGCCUGCUUUCUCCUCCUCUGGAUGCCCCCCUGCUGAUGUUCAAUAAAGGAAACCAGUGCCUUCCCAGCUCUUCUCCCGUCCCUGUUCACCCAGUUCAGCCUCACGCUGGGCUGAGGCUGAAGCAGACCUGGCACUGGCUUUGCAAGCCUGAGGCAGAGGAAUUGGGAGUUCCAGCGGCCGCCAGGCACUGCUGUGCACUUAAUAAGGA
Molecule: messenger RNA, 1731 nt
Organism: Fukomys damarensis (Damara mole-rat)
Lineage: Eukaryota; Metazoa; Chordata; Mammalia; Rodentia; Bathyergidae
Gene: Capg
Product: capping actin protein, gelsolin like
Exons: 12
Coding region: 435-1484 (349 amino acids)
Biological process (GO): barbed-end actin filament capping; actin polymerization or depolymerization; actin filament severing
Cellular component (GO): actin cytoskeleton; cytoplasm
Molecular function (GO): actin filament binding; phosphatidylinositol-4,5-bisphosphate binding
Source: RefSeq, a predicted model, not a curated record